This is a messenger RNA of Suillus clintonianus, 1629 nucleotides long. RefSeq names its product chaperonin Cpn60/TCP-1 family. Gene Ontology annotation, molecular function: ATP binding; ATP hydrolysis activity; ATP-dependent protein folding chaperone. The transcript is spliced from 11 exons. The record is from RefSeq and is a predicted model, not a curated record. The coding region runs from base 1 to 1629 and encodes 542 amino acids. Gene Ontology annotation, cellular component: chaperonin-containing T-complex. NCBI's taxonomy places the organism in Eukaryota, Fungi, Basidiomycota, Agaricomycetes, Boletales, Suillaceae. Gene Ontology annotation, biological process: protein folding.
AUGGCUCAACAAGACGCUGUAUAUGCAACCGAUGAGUAUGGCCGACCGUUCAUCAUCCUCAGGGAGCAGGGAAAGAAAACAAGAACUCAUGGUGUAGAGGCAAUCAAGUCGCACAUUCUUGCGGCACGGACAGUGGCAAACAUCAUCCGGACUUCACUAGGACCUCGAGGCUUGGAUAAAAUCCUUAUAUCGCCUGACGGCGAGAUCACUGUGACGAAUGAUGGUGCAACUAUUUUGGGACAGAUGGAGGUCGAGCAUCAAAUUGCAAAGCUCCUCGUACAGCUGUCCAAAAGCCAGGACGAUGAGAUCGGGGACGGGACCACUGGUGUUGUCGUACUGGCUGGUGCACUUUUGGAGCAGAGCGAAGAUCUGCUAGACCGCGGUAUUCAUCCCAUCCGUAUAGCAGACGGCUUUGACCGGGCCUGUAGUGUUGCCUGCGAGAAGCUCGACAGCAUCUCAGAUCGUGUCGGAUUCUCACCUGAAAACAAAGAAAAUCUUAUCAAGACCGCGACGACCAGUCUAGGCAGCAAAAUCGUGUCGAAGGAGUUGCAGCAGUUCGCUCAGAUUGCGGUUGAUGCUGUUCUAACAGUUGCAGACCUUGAACGCCGUGAUGUUCCCUUUGAUCUUAUCAAGGUUGAUGGCAAAGUUGGCGGCUCCCUUGCCGACACGACGCUAAUCAAGGGCGUUCUCAUUGACAAGGAUAUGUCGCACCCACAAAUGCCCUCUUGCGUGCGCGAUGCACGCCUCGCGAUUCUCACCUGUCCCUUUGAGCCUCCACGACCCAAGACUAAGCAUAAGCUCGACAUCACGUCUGUAGAGGAGUUUAAGCAACUCCGGGAAUAUGAAAAGGGGAAGUUUGAGGACAUGAUCAAGAUGGUGAAGGACACUGGGGCGAAUUUGGUCAUUUGCCAGUGGGGCUUUGAUGACGAAGCCAAUCACUUAUUAAUGCAGAAUGAGCUGCCUGCCGUUCGAUGGGUUGGUGGGCCAGAAAUUGAGCUGAUCGCCAUAGCCACACAAGGUCGAAUCGUCCCCCGAUUCGAGGAUCUUACGGCGCAAAAACUUGGGAAGGCAGGUAUCGUGCGGGAGGUCACGUUUGGCACAACCCGCGACAAGAUGCUCGUUAUUGAAGAGUGUGCCAACUCCCGCGCCGUCACAAUAUUUGUACGCGGAAGCAAUAAAAUGAUCGUCGAUGAGGCAAAACGUGCCCUGCACGAUGCUAUUUGCGCAGUCCGCAAUCUUGUCGUGGACAACCGCGUGGUCUAUGGGGGUGGUGCUGCGGAUAUCAGUUGCUCCAUCGCCGUGUCGAAAGCCGCUGAUGAGAUCCCAUCCAUUGAGCAAUAUGCGAUGCGCUCCUUUGCAGCUGCUCUCGACGCAAUCCCCCUUGCACUUGCAGAGAACAGCGGUCUCUCGCCAAUCGAGACAUUGACAGAAGUCAAGAGUCGACAGGUCACAGAGAAGAACUCCAGGCUUGGAAUUGACUGUUCUGGAAAGGGGGAGAAUGACAUGAAGAAGCAGUUCGUUUAUGACCCUCUGAUUUCGAAGCGACAACAAUAUCUACUCGCCACCCAGCUGGUUCGAGCAGUUCUGAAAAUAGACGAUGUUAUCGUAUCAGGGGAAGCAGACGAAUAG